This is a messenger RNA of Aspergillus ochraceoroseus IBT 24754, 832 nucleotides long. RefSeq names its product putative RNA binding protein Tma22 (gene tma22). Bases 153 to 743 code for a protein of 196 amino acids. NCBI's taxonomy places the organism in Eukaryota, Fungi, Ascomycota, Eurotiomycetes, Eurotiales, Aspergillaceae. Gene Ontology annotation, biological process: translation reinitiation; formation of translation preinitiation complex. The record is from RefSeq and is a predicted model, not a curated record. The transcript is spliced from 4 exons. Gene Ontology annotation, molecular function: translation initiation factor activity; mRNA binding.
CUAGCGAAUUCAGCAGGAACUUGGGAAUAUCCCUCGGAGCGCUCUAUAUCUGGGCUUAGGCGCGCUUAUUACGACCGAAGUCGACGUCGUUUUUCUCCUCUUGUCUUUUGUUCUCCUCCCGCCGUGGAAAUACCAAGGGAGAGCGAUCAGAUAUGGCCGAAGUUGCACAGUCUGCUCCCGUCGAGUCUCAUGCUAGGCAUGUUGCGUAUUGUGGAGUUUGUACAUUACCCCCAGAGUACUGCGAGUUCGGCGGUACCGCGAAAAAAUGCCAGGAUUGGUUAAGAGACAAUAAUCAAGACCUAUAUCAAAGGCUAUACUCGGACGAAGCCCUCAGUACCAACCUAUCCACCCUCUCGGUUUCCGUGCAGGAGCGCGCUGCCAAAGAUGCUGCGAAGAAGGAAGCAAAGGCUGCACGGGACGCGGAGCGCGAUGCAGAGCGACGAGCUACGUCCAAGGUCAUUAUCAAGCGGGUUGAGCGGAACAAGCGCAAACAUGUCAGUGUCGUGACGGGCCUGGAGGUUUACGGGCUUGAGAAUAAGAAGAUCGCCAAGGAUCUGGGGAAGAAAUUUGCGACUGGGUCAUCUGUGACUAAAUCCGCGGCAGGGAUUGAGGAGAUUACCGUGCAGGGGGAUGUGUGCGAGGAUAUCAAGGAGUGGUUGCAGGAGGUCUACGGGAAGCAGAUUCCAGAGGCUAAUAUUGAUAUUGUUGAGGAUAAAAAGAAGAAAAAGGCCGAGGGCGCUUGAUUUGGGAAAUAGAAUGUGCAUUAUUAUUAUUUAUUACUGGAACUCGGUCAACGAGUGCACUAUAUAUAUAAAUGUACCCUGCAAUGACA